Molecule: messenger RNA, 2568 nt
Organism: Sporothrix brasiliensis 5110
Lineage: Eukaryota; Fungi; Ascomycota; Sordariomycetes; Ophiostomatales; Ophiostomataceae
Product: peptidase s41 family protein
Exons: 1
Coding region: 1-2568 (855 amino acids)
Source: RefSeq, a predicted model, not a curated record
AUGAAGACGGUCUCUCUUGCCUCCAUUGCGGCUCUGGCCAUCGGAGCUUCUGCCAACGAGUGCAACGCCGACAACUGCCUUCGUGCCCUCCGGGCGACUCAGACCCCCGGUCGGCUGCAAUCGGCACAGGCGUUCUGCUCCGCCUACACGGCGACCCCACCGGCCUCGGUGGCCAUCCCCAGCUAUGCCGCGAAAGCCUGUGUGGGCAACCACGUCGGCCCUUUGGCCGUGCGCCUGUCCAGUGCCUGUUCGUGCAUUGCACCGUCCACGACCUCGGCAGCGACAACCGUGACAAGCACGGCUGCUCCGACAUCCUCAACGGCGCCAUCGGCCACCGAGGAACCCUGUGCCAUAGCCAGCAGCGCCUGGGCCGCCGUCCAGUCGAGCAACCCCUCGGCCGGCGUCUCGAUCCCCGCCGAGCUGGCAUACAACUGCCUCCGGUCCGUGCCCCUGCACAAGGACGCGGCCGUGCAGCUCGUCGACGCCAUCGAGCCGUACCUCGAGUGGCAGUCGGACGCCGCGUACAAGGCCGACCCGCCCGCCGACUACUUCUACCCGCCCUACGACAUCUUUGAGGCGCUGGCGCAGGUCCGCAGCGACCUGGUCAACGACGUCUAUGACAGCGAGUAUGCCUUCCAGAUCGACCUCUACCUCAAGGUCUUUGGCCAGGGCCACGACGGCCACUUUGUCUUCUACCCGGACCUGCUGAGCAAAGCAUUUGUCUACACGCGCCCGCGCUCGCUCGUCUCCGUGGCCGACACGGCCAGUGGCUCGACGCUGCCCGUCAUCAAGGUCUACGAGGAUGUCGUGGCCAACCCGGAGACGGCGUCGGCCGUGGUGCUGAUCAACGGCAUCGACGCCACCACCUACAUCCAAAACACCAUUUUCACGGCGUCGUUCAACCAGGACCCCGAUGCGGCGUACAACAGCAUGUUCUAUUCCAAGGCCGUCUUUGGUGCCGGCGAGGGCACGGGCUACUUCUCGGCGGGCGGGCGUAUCCGGUUCAACUACCAGGGGCCGACCACGACGUUCACGUUUGCCAACGGCACCGAGGCCACAUUCACCAACACGGCCAGCGUGCUGGCGUCGCUGUCGGGCAUUACCGACGGCGAGUCCAUGUUCCAGAAGUUUUGCAGCGGCGCCAACAAGUUUCAUGCCGCCAACCAGCCCGUAUCCAGCGCGGCGCCGUCGCCCUACGCGCCGACGUCGUCGUCUGCCUCGCCCUCCGCCAGCCCGACCGGCACCACCAGCGGCGGCGUGACCGUGCCCGGCUUCCCCAAGCCCGUCGACAUCACCGACGACGCCAUUGUGUCGUGCUACUUCCUGGACGGCCCUGGCUUCGAGGACGUGGCCGUGCUGUCUGUGCUGGCGUUUGAGUCCGAGUCGCCGAGCGAGUUCCAGGCGGUGCAGCGCAACUGCAUUGCACAGGCCCGCGCGGCCGGCAAGAAGAAGAUUGUGGUGGACUUCAGCGCCAACGGCGGCGGCUACAUCUUGCAAGGGUACGACUUCUUCCGCCAGUUCUUCCCGCAGGUCGUGCAGGACGGCUUCUCGCGCUGGAAGGCCAACGAGGCAUUUGUGGCGCUGGCGCACAUCAUCAGCGACGACGUCGCCACGCUGGACCCCUACACGUCGGACAAUGCCGACCUCAUUGGCGAGUACGAGACGUGGUUCGACACGCGGUACGACCUGGACGUCCACGACGACCCGUUCAAGAGCUUCGCAGACAAGUUUGGGCCGUACGUCUUCCAGGACACCAACUACACGGCCCUUACGCGCUGGAACCUCGACGACCCGCUGACGACGACCAACGACACGUACGGCAUGGGCAUGGAGAUUAGCGGCUACGGCGCGCUGGCCAACCUGACGCAGCCGUAUGCGGCCGACGACAUUGUGCUGCUGUACGACGGGUUCUGCGCGUCGACGUGCACGCUGGCGUCGGAGAUGCUCCGCAUCCAGGGCGGCGUGCGGUCCAUUGCCAUGGGCGGGCGGCCGCGCACGGGCCCGAUCCAGGGCGUCGGCGGCAUCAAGGGCGCACAGACGCUGGCCUUCAACGACGUGUACGGGUACGCCUCGGCGGGCGCGGCGCAGGCCGAAAACGACGCGCAAAAGGCGGCCCUCGCGCGCUACAGCCAGCUGCCCGUGCUGCGGUCGUCGUCGGCGGCGCUCAACACGCGCGACCAGAUUCUGCGCGGCAACGUGCAGGACGGCCUGCCGGCGCAGUUCGUGGUCGAGGAGGCGGACUGCCGGCUGUACUGGACGGCGGCGAUGGCGACGGACGUGACGGCGGUGUGGAAGGCGGCGGCGCAGGCGGCGUUCAACGAGGGCGCGUGUGCGGCGGGCUACAUUGCGCAGUCGACGAAGCAGCCGCCAUCCUCGACAAAGUCCAAGCGGGCGGCCGCGGCCGAGGCGCUCGAGAAGCGCCGGUGGACGGCAGCGAGCGAGGCCAGUCUGGCACGCCGACAGGCGGUGGCGGCGGCCAAGGCGCAGGGUCUGUUGGACAGGCGCGGCGCCGCGGCCAAGGACGUGCAGCGGUUCAACGCCAAGUACAACCAGAAGGCGGUGGAGUAG